AUGCUUUCGCUUCGACAUUCUUUGGAUGCUGAAACACAGUCUCUUCUACGGAAGGCAUGUGAUGAGAAGAGGAGCUACCUCAUGCAGCACAUUGAUCGCCUAGUUAUGAACACCGAUCCAACGACAAUUUGGAGUGGUAUAGUUAAAUAUCGGUAUCGAACUUUCAAUACGAAUGACGAAACGGUUGAGUCUUAUAACGAACUCCAACUUAGCUACGAGGGCUAUCGGAACAUGGUGUACGAAGUUAUUUUCCAUGUUACUCCAGAGGAGGAUUCAGAAGCAUCGCAAAAGGUAAAAGAUGAGAGAAGAUGCCUCUUCUUUGCGCACCCGUUUCUAUCUCCUGCUGUUUUUCUUGCUUUCAAACGAUCGGAUAAGGAAACAGUGCCUGCGGUACCACUUUACGCGUUUGCAGCAAAGCGUCUUCUUUUGUUUCGACUACGUGUCGAGCUUGAGCUUGUGGCUUCUGUACCGCCACCGUUUUUGCGUCUCAGAUCUGCAAUUCCCGCUAGACAAUUAUCAUGCUCAGCGAGUCGUUCAUCACCACUAUCCAACGGUCUUACGGAGGAGGAUCUUGAGAACUUUAUUGGUAAACUAAUCCCCCAUCUGAAGCUAGUUCGUGAUAUGCCGCCAUGGAUGCGGUCAUACUACUUAUGCCAUGCAUCACGGAAGUUUAUGUUCAUGUGUGAUCCACACAAUGUGGGUUCUAUUUCUAUAGAUACCGUCAUGAAGAGCGACGUUUUUUCAGAAAUGCUGCGUUUGUUUGAGAGCAACCCAAAGGAUGCGGUCUUACCAUACCCUGUCGGAUGCGCGGUCGAGGUUUCAGCGAAUCUCGUCAAGGCUGACCUGGCCUUAGCUGUCAACACUGACGACACGGUACCCGCCAUUGUAGUCUUGUUUGAAAAUGAAGGUUCUGAUAUCAGGGACAAAUACACAGUCCGAAUCCUAGACUCUGAUAUAGUCCUUGAUGUUCCUCGAGGGGAAAUUUUUUUUAGCUAUGCUUCCGCCGACUAUUAUUCUCAUGAAGUGUUGAGCAUGGACAACUGGUUUUCGUUUCCACUGAUGUGCCGCAUUUACGAACACUUCACAGCGCUUGACAAAGAUGAAGAUGGGGUACUAACGAUGGAGGAGAUCAGCCACUAUAGCAACGACAGCUUCACACACCUCGCUAUCAAGCGCGUGUUUGAAUGCCACGUCCCACACACCGGUGAGCGUCACGUUAUGGACUACAAAACGUAUCUAAAUUUUGUGAUCGCGACGGAGCAUGCGGCAACGCGGGCGGCUAUGAAAUAUAUAUGGAAAAUACUGGACCUCGAUGGCACGUCAUCUUACAUUCGUGUUACCACCUUGCAUUGCUUCUGCAAAGAGAUUGCAAAUGAACUCGUUCAAAGCGGUCUCAUGGUAGACAUCUCGGGGCACUUGAUUCUGUCCGAGAUCGUGGACAUGAUUAACCCCAAGUGGCAUGAAUGGGUCACAUUAGAGGAUAUUGAAAAAUCUGCACAGCAGGCUACGGUCUUGCCAAUUCUUUUGAGCUACCGAAAUUUUUUUGCCUAUGAUUCUCGAGAACACAUCGCAGCAACAACAGCAGAUGAGUAUUUAGAGUUUCCGGAUACGGAUGGGUGA
Messenger RNA from Phytomonas sp. EM1, 1620 nucleotides. The record is from the annotation of a GenBank genome assembly. NCBI's taxonomy places the organism in Eukaryota, Euglenozoa, Kinetoplastea, Trypanosomatida, Trypanosomatidae.